Molecule: messenger RNA, 432 nt
Organism: Entrophospora candida
Lineage: Eukaryota; Fungi; Glomeromycota; Glomeromycetes; Entrophosporales; Entrophosporaceae
Source: the annotation of a GenBank genome assembly
AUGGAAUUUCCAGACUUGGGCAAACACUGUUCAGAUCCUAAUUGUAAACAAUUAGAUUACUUACCUGUAAAGUGUCAAUAUUGUAAAAAAGAUUAUUGCAACGAACAUUUUAAGCCAAAUGAUCAUAAUUGUACCAAUGCACCAAGUGAAGAUGGUGUAAAAGUGCCGGUUUGCCCUGUAUGUAAUCAACCUAUUCCGGUUGCCAAAGGGGAAGAUCCCAAUAUCAGAAUGAAUAUUCAUAUAGAAAAUGACUGUAAUAAACCUGUUAAAUCCACAUCGAAGCCAUUUAAUUCAUGUUCCUUUGGUAAAUGCAAGAAUCGUAUAGCAGUCAAGAUAAUGUGUUCAGGGUGUGGAAAAAGUUAUUGUAUUAAACAUCGACUAGAACCUGAUCAUAAGUGUGAGGAAAUACAAAAAGAAAAUAAAUUGAAUUAG